Messenger RNA from Coccinella septempunctata (seven-spotted ladybird), 3106 nucleotides. RefSeq names its product coiled-coil domain-containing protein 40 (gene l(2)41Ab). Bases 144 to 3023 code for a protein of 959 amino acids. Gene Ontology annotation, biological process: axoneme assembly. Gene Ontology annotation, cellular component: cytoplasm. Lineage: Eukaryota; Metazoa; Arthropoda; Insecta; Coleoptera; Coccinellidae. The record is from RefSeq and is a predicted model, not a curated record. The transcript has 14 exons.
CAGAUGGUUUCCCAAGCAACCUUAAUCAAAACAUCAAAUCAGAAGAAACUUUCAUGAGUUCUUGACAAAGCUUUAUUUUAGAUAUACAACACAUAUUAUUCACAAUUACAUUGAAAUAAGGAUUUUCCUGAUUACACACUAUCAUGGAGGAUGAUAGUGACAUAUCUCUCACUUUUCCGAGUAGCCAAAAUGAAGGAAAAGCUAACGAAGAAUUAUACAAGAAAUUCGAAGAAUCACAAAGUGUGGAAUUCGAUGAGAGCAGACCACUUACUUUUUAUCUUCCCAGUUGCCACUGUCUGGAAGAUAAGAAGAAGGAGCAAGAGACUGCAAGGUUCAAUAUGGAGUUCAGGGAAAAGGAAGUCAACGAAGUGUUAGCUCCUGAUCAUCCUGCUCUUGAAAAAUUCCAAAAAGCUUUGAAAGAACAUCUGCUGAAGCAGAUAGAGCGACUGAAUGAAGAAAUAUUCGAAUUGGAGACGGUUACCAAGAAAAAAAAUGCGGAAAAGGAAGCGAUCGGUGUCGAAACUUAUGAAACGCAGCAAAUGGUUUGUAGAAAGCAAAAAAUUCUGGAUGAAUAUGUGGAAAACGUGAAUAAUGCGACCGCUGCUAGAGAAGAAAUCGAACUUGAAUUGAAGGAGUACAGGGAAAAGUACAGAUGUGAUACUGAAGCUCUAAUGAGGAUUCAAAAAGAAGAAAAGGAAUUGAGAAAUGAGGUGGAAACAGUCAACUUACUUCUGCAUCAAACUUCCAUGUGGGAAAAAGAUGUCGAAUCAGACAUAACCAUCAGUAAACGAAUGACUGAAAAAACUAUAAAAGACCAAAUACAGCUCCUGAACGAAAAACAAAAGCAGGAUAUGAUUCUGUAUAAGCUCCAAUCCGAAGUGUGGAAAUUGGAAACCGACCUGGAAAAUACCGAUAUGAAGCUGGAGGUGAAAGAGAAGGAGAGGGAAGAAUUGGCCCAGGCAGUUGCCGAAGGAAACACCACGAUCGAGGCUAUCGAAUCCGAUUACAGAUGCCUCAUGCAUUCUUGGAACUCUGUCGUUGUUGCUAUAUCGAAUCGUGAUAGGGUUCUGCAUUGUGUUAAUCAAGAACUACAGAAAUACGAAGAGGACCACAAGAACAUAAUUUGCGAAACGGAAAAAGUCAAGAAAUUGACCAAAGAAGAAAUGGUGAACAACGAGAAACUUACAGCCGUAAAACAAAGAAUACUCGGCGAUAUAGCAACGUGCAAGAACCAAACGGAAGACGAACUCGCGAAACAGAGAAGACUCGAGAAGAGAAUAAUGAAAUAUCAAUCUAUCAUCGAGGCUACCGAGAAAGAUAUUGAAAAAAUUGAUGCCGAGAACAACGCUGAACAAACGGCCCUGUCUGUGCUAGACAGGGAAUGGGAUAAGAAGAACCAGACGAAGCUUCACUGGGAAGAGCAAAUCUUCCUCCUUUUGGAGGAUGAAACUACAAAUAGCAAAGCAUCGCAGCACUUGGCCUUGAGACUGCGCCAAAUGAAGGCGCAAAACAGGAAGUUGGAAAUCACCUUGGCUCUGUCGGAGAACAAGAACGCCAUCAUCCAGACCAAAUUGGAAUCUCAGAUAUCGAUAAACGCAGAGUUGAGUAAUCUGAUAAAGGACUUGACUUCAACCAAAAUGCAGUUGGAAAAAGAACUGGGUGACUUCCAAGAUAAACUAAAAGAGUACGAUAAUCUGAUUGUGAAGAGACAACGGCUUAUCGACAAGCUCAAUAACAAGGUGAUGGAGAUGGUUACCAUUAUAGGGGGCAAAGAGAUAUCUCCCGCUGAAAUGAAAAUAAAAACACUAGAAAAGAAUAUAGAAGACGCUAAGGAGAGGAUUAAAGAGCUACAGACGUUCUGGAUGCGUGAGCAAAGGAAUGUUUUAAGUUUGUCAGAAACAAGGCAACAGCAAAUCGCCAACAACGAUCUUCUAAGAAAACAAAUCUUGAUAUUGCAACAGAAAAACCUCAAAUUGAGCGACGAAAUCGAAGCAAUCAACAAGCAGGAUCAGAAAACAAGUAGAAACAUACUGAAUUACCAUAACCAGAUCCUCAUGAGGAGUGAAUCGCUCAGCAGAAAAAAAGACGAGAGGAAAGGUUUGGACGCCCACAACGAUUUGGCACAAAUGGAGUUCAUGUCGAGACUGAAGGAUGCGGAGCUGGAAUGCCUCAAAUUGGAGGCACAAAUAGCCGAUAUCGAAGAAGAGAAACUGAUCAUAAGCAAACAGUUACUGGACAUAAACAGGGAAGUUUUAGAAUGGGAGAAGAAACUGAAGAUUAUCGUAGAUACUAAAAAUCAAAUACAGUUAGAGAAGGGAGCUGAAGGUGAGAUUGGCCAGAUGAAAAUAGAAGUUCAUAAGAUGGAGGUCCGAUAUUCGCAGUUGAAAAAAGCUCAAGAAAGAUUCAUGACUGACUUAGAGCACUGCGUUUACCGCAGGGAGUCUAUUGUAGCAGGCAAUGAAGCUAAAGAGAAACGCAGCAAGUUUGGAAUAGAAAAAACCAGAUUUAAUUUCAAGAGAAAGAUGGACGAUACCAGAAACCAGAUAAGGCAAAUCGAAAACAGCAUGAAAGUGCUGAAGGAUAAAAUAAAAAAAGUAAACGACGAAAAAAAGAUGUGUGAAAAUGAGAUGAAAGAAAUGAAAGAAGAAGCUGAGGAAGUAAAGAAGGUGACUGAAAACAUACUGAACGAAUAUGAAAACGUCAAGACGGACAAACAGAUGCAAUUCGAGCUGCUGGUAAUGAAGCAGAAAAAGCUGAACAUGUAUUCAGAUCUGGCAAGAGGUAAAAAACCGUAUCUGAAGUACAAGAAUGAGUGUGCUUUAACACAAGAACUGGUGAAAAAUGAAGAGAUGAACGCUAAACUAAUAGGCGUUGUCGAUAAUUUGGGUAAAGAAUUUCCCAAUCAUAUGCAUUACUUUAACAGAAUUUUGAAUACUCUAAAUCUUCCCAAAGUUUAUGCAGGGGAUAUCAACUCGUGGGCCCUUGGUGUUGGUGGAGAUUGCGUGCCUUCUUGGAAUACUUGAAUUUUUCGAUUAUAUCAACGAAUGUAAUUAUUUUUUAUACGAUUUAUUCUUCGAUACAUUUGGAUAAAAACUUUCAUACAUUA